GUUCCGAUACUUCAAGAUUAAGAAGUGAGGACAAUAGAAGCCUAGAAAAUUCUUCUAGCCACUAAAGCAAAGUUCCCUAUGAUGAAAUGAAGCUAAUUCGAUGGUUGACCUGUUAUGAUUCUCUUCACAAGUUUUUCACAUUUUCAACAUCCUUGAUCACUUUGAGGUAGCCGAAGCGACCACCCACUGAACAUAUUGAUCCAAGAUUGAAGGCUCUGAAAAUGGUGGAAGAUUACAAGCAUAAAAUUUAGGUGAUUGUUAAAGUUUUAGUCAAUAAGCUCUCCCUCCCUUAUGCUAUGAAAAUGGUGAUCUCUUAAUUGCGAAAACCUAUUAACAAGUUUUCACUAGGGAAGCAAAAUGCAUCAUUGCUAUGUAGGAUAUACGAAAUAAUCUCCAGAAGAAACGUUUUGUCAGAUUUUUGAGUCCCUUAGUCGCCUUGGAAGCAGAGCUUGAUGUUGCCUUGAACAAAGUGAAAGAUUUUUUCUACUUUGCAUCCAUCAAGUUGAUCACAAAGAUUAAUGUUUGAAUCAGUUCUUGUUCCUACCAAGUGAUGAAUGAGAAACUCUCGUGGUUUUCAUCAAUGCGAUCUUGGGUUGAUUCCAUUCUUCAUUCUUUAAUCUUUAAUUAAAAUUUGUUGAGCAGAGUCAACAACCCUCUCCCCAAUAAAGGUCUUGGUUAUCCCAAAAUGGCUUCUCUUAUCCCUCCUAGCUGUAGGAUAGUUCAAAAGAACAAGGUCAUCAGAAGGUGAAAACAUUUGUGCCGCCUUAGUUCAGCAACUUUAGCUUCCAGACGUGACAUGUAACUCACUACAUUUUGAAGCAACAACAAGAAUUUGCUUUACACCCCCAAGGUAGAAACAAGUUCAAGAUUUGCUACAAAGAUAUAACAUUUGGUCAUAAAUAGAAAUAUGCAGGUACAAUAAGACAAGUGCAACUCAAGCAUGUGAAGAUUUUCCAUACCAACAUAGGAUAAGGAUAAACAUUUGUCACUACCGGCAUAUAAAUAUGAUAGCCCAAGUAUAGAACUGUCUUUCCUUUGGCAAAACUUUUCAAGUGUUCCUGUUAAUUUAACAUAUUGCUGGUUGAUCAUUCAUUAUUAGUUCCUGCCUACAGGAAACUAUAGCAGAGGCUAUUUUCGCUAACCCCUUAUUAAUCUGAGCCAAAACAACCAAUCAUAUUUAUUUUUGUUGCAAAGAUUUUCAUGUUUCCUUGGUUCUGCCCGGAAAAGAUGCAAAUUAUUUAGGCGAAUUUUUAUCCUCAAGUUUUUUGGCAUUGGCAUAUUGGAUACAUUGGCAGUUUGCAGCGGUUUGUAGGGCUUUGUGCGGUUCUCAACAAGAGAGAACGCACACCUCCAGAGGCUGCAGGGCCCGUUAAAGCAGAGUCCUGACGGUUGCUUCAAACAGAUGGCGAGCCAGAAAAGCCCUGCAGAGAUUAGAUCUAUGGAAAACUGAGUAUGAGCGCGAGAAACAAAGCAUGCAAACAUAUGGCUCGUAAGUUUUCAUUUUGGGCAUGCAAAACUACUAUGCGCAGGCAGGUUCUGACUGAGAAAAGGAAUACAUUGUUCUGGGCAAUCUCGAAGAGGAUUAAAGAGGACCACAGACAUUUUAGGUUCUGUAUUGUUUCCAAUAUUUCCAAUCUAAAGUUCAUCAACACAGAGCAUGGUUGCAACAUACAUAGCAUAGCAGAGCAAGCCUAGAGAAUCCAAAGCAUAGCAUUGGACAAAUUGGAACUGCAUUCAAACAGUUCCCGAUGCCCAAGAAGCCCCUCCAGACAGCGGAAGUUGUUCUACUGACAAACCUCAGCCAAAGAAAUUAAAAUUGCAACCAUUGCAUAUAUCAAGCAUCAUUGAAAUAUGUACAACACAAUUUGUUGUCACAUUUGAAGGCGAUGUUCUUGUAACUUAUGGCCCAGGUUGUAACAAGAACCCUGUAGGCCAAAUAAAAGCACCGAUUGUGCAUGUGGACAUAGUUGACAGUCAUGGUCAAAUGACUAUAACAGUAAAUAUCAACAACAAGUUGAUUGAUACGUUCCUUUCACAACUAUUGCCUACUGCUAGUGUUCGUCUAACAAACUUCAUAAUAAAAAAGAAAAGCCAAUACGAAAGAGGUGAUGCUGAUUCUUGUCUCCAGUUAACUGCAAAAAUAACAAUUGAAUGCAUUGUAAAAGUCUACAAACAACGCAAGCUAACACCAGACAGAACUAUAGCACAACUCAUCGAUUCACCUAACACUUACUCAAUUGGUUCAUUGGCUGUUCUUGUCGCUGGUUAUACUGAGGCACCAACAGGAUAUCAAUUACUAGUUAAAGACGGUGAAUCUGCCUCUGACACAGCCACUCUCACAAUGCCAAAAAACCACUCGGAUGUCUAUGCCACUCUACAACAACUUCUUCCUACAACAUCGCCCCUCUUAUUAUUCAAGAACAUUGUACGCAAUGGCGCCCACGAAACACACCUGUUAAAGUCAACGCUGUCAACUUUUGUUGAUGAACUCAACGAUGACUGCAGCAAAGCUUCUCUGCAAAAUCUGGCUUCCUCCAACAUUCAGGUCACUGGAACCCUCAAGACCAAAAACGCCCACCUUCCUCCCUACCAGCCCCUCUGUUCCAUCUACCACCACAUUGUUCGUUUACUUCCCACUGCCACUGACAACUCAACCCAAUGUCUCACUUGCGCCACUUCAACCCCAUUCACCUACGAACCUUACUUGCAAUGCACAAUAGAAACUGUAACUAGUACCAUUGAUUGUAACUUACACACCACACUCUUGCAAGAAAUUUUUCCUCAGCUUGCCAAAAUCCCAUUUGAAAAUUACAAGAAAGACAUAUCAACAGUUGUUUUCCUUAUGCGCAAAUUCCAAAUGGAUGCAACAUUCACAAUUGCAAUGAACAAUUCUAUUAUUCACAUUGCUAAGGACGACAAUGAAGGCCUGUGAGACUAGAUUGCCAUAUGAAAGAACAUUUUGCCCAACCAAAUGCUUUUUUGUCAAGGUCAGAGAAGCUCAGGACAACCAGAAAACUCUACAAAGAAAUUGAAUCAGAAUACCACUAUACUAGUUUUGUACGUUGAUGAAAACAAUCACAAAACCUUCAGAGACACUCAGGACAACCAGAAAAGAAGAAAUUGACUCACAAUACCACUAUACUAGUUUUGUACAUAGUCAACUGACAAACAAUGUUCAGGACAAAAACUUUCAAUUUAAAUACCAUGUAAUCAAUUAAAAAAUGCUCUAGAAACAUAUGUUAAUAUAUAUACAUAUUUUCUCCUUU
Messenger RNA from Cryptomeria japonica (Japanese cedar), 3266 nucleotides. RefSeq lists its product as uncharacterized. The record is from RefSeq and is a predicted model, not a curated record. Lineage: Eukaryota; Viridiplantae; Streptophyta; Pinopsida; Cupressales; Cupressaceae. The coding region runs from base 1985 to 2932 and encodes 315 amino acids. The transcript has 8 exons.